ACCCUUGCUCUCUUCUCCUCCCUCACAACAACCAUGGCUGCUUCAGAGUGCCCCGUGAAGAAGGCCAACAUCGGCGGCGGCGGAACCAGGAACCGCGACUGGUGGCCCAACGACCUGCGCCUCAACAUCCUCCGCCAGCACACGGGCGUGACAAACCCCCAGAACAAGGAGUUCGAGUACGCUGCGGCGUUCAAGAGCCUCGACUACGAUGCCAUCAAGAAGGACCUCACCGACCUCAUGACCAACUCGCAGGAGUGGUGGCCUGCUGACCACGGCCACUACGGUGGUCUGUUCAUCCGAAUGGCCUGGCACAGUGCCGGUACCUACCGCGUCACCGAUGGCCGCGGUGGAGGUGGUGAGGGCCAGCAGCGCUUUGCGCCCCUCAACAGCUGGCCCGACAACGUCUCGCUCGACAAAGCCCGCCGCCUUCUCUGGCCCAUCAAGCAAAAGUACGGCAGCAAGAUCUCGUGGGCCGACUUGUACCUGCUCACCGGUAACGUCGCCCUUGAGUCCAUGGGCUGCCCGACCUUCGGCUUCGCAGGCGGCCGUGCCGACACAUACGAGGCCGACGAGUCGGUCUACUGGGGUGGUGAGACCACAUGGCUGGGCAACGACAUCCGCUACGACAGCGGCAGGGAGGGUCCCAGAGGCGGCGGCGGCGGUGUUGUCGAUGGCGACGAGGGUCCCAAGAAAGACCACGCAGACAUCCACUCGCGCAACCUCGAGGCGCCAUUGGCCGCCGCCCACAUGGGUCUCAUCUACGUCAACCCAGAGGGCCCCGAUGGAAUCCCUGACCCCGUCGCUUCUGCCCGCGAUAUCCGCACCACCUUUGGCCGCAUGGCCAUGAACGACGAGGAGACCGCUGCCCUCAUCGUCGGUGGACACACCUUCGGUAAGACGCACGGUGCUGCCAGCUCCGACAACAUCGGCCCUGAGCCUAACGCUGCUCCUCUCCACCAGCAGGGUUUCGGCUGGAAGAACAAGCACGGCAGUGGCAAGGGCCCUGACACCAUCACCUCCGGUCUUGAGGUCAUCUGGACUUCUGAGCCCAACAAGUGGACCAACAAGUACCUUGAGUACCUCUACAAGUACGAGUGGGAGCUCACAAAGAGCCCAGCUGGCGCCAACCAGUGGGUGGCCAAGACCGAUGACGAGAUCAUUCCGGACGCGUUUGACCCCAACAAGAAGCACAAGCCGCGAAUGCUCACGUCUGACUUGGCCCUGCGCUUCGAUCCUACCUACGAGAAGAUCACCCGUAGGUGGCUCGAUCAUCCUGACGAGCUGCACGACGCCUUCACCCGUGCCUGGUUCAAGCUUCUUCACCGUGAUAUGGGCCCGCGAUCGCGCUGGCUCGGCCCGGAGAUUCCCAAGGAAGUGCUCAUCUGGGAAGACCCCGUGCCGGACGUUGACCAUCCGCUCAUCAACGACACCGACAUCACCGAGUUGAAGAAGGAGAUUUUGGCCACCGAUGUGGAGCCAACCAAAUUCAUCCGUGCUGCCUGGGCUUCCGCCUCCACUUUCCGCGGUGGUGACAAGCGCGGUGGUGCAAAUGGCGCUCGCAUCCGCCUCGACCCCCAGAUCAACUGGAAGGUCAACAACCCUUCAGACCUCAAGAGUGUUCUUUCUGCUCUCGAGGGCGUUCAGAAGAAAUUCAACGGCUCCGCACCUGGCGGUAAGAAGGUCUCAUUGGCCGAUUUGAUCGUCCUCGGUGGUGUCGCUGCGCUCGAGAAGGCUUCCGGCCUGCCCGUGCCUUUCACCCCUGGCCGCACCGACGCUUCGCAAGAGCAGACCGACGCCCAGUCCUUCACACACCUCGAGCCCGUCGUCGACGGCUUCCGCAACUACGGCGUCGGCACCAACCGCGUCCGCACUGAAGCCUUCAUCGUCGACAAGGCGCACCAGCUCACGCUCUCCGCUCCCCAGCUCACCACCCUCAUCGGAGGUCUCCGCGCCCUCAACGCCAACUGGGACGGAUCUUCCUACGGUAUUCUCACCAAGCAGCCCGGCAAGCUCACUAACGACUUCUUCGUCGAGCUCCUCGAUAUGAGCACCGAAUGGACCCCCACCGACGGCUCCGAAGAGUUCUUUGAGGGUAAGGACCGCAAGUCCGGCUCCAAGAAGUGGACUGCUACGCGCACCGAUCUCAUCAUUGGCCACCACCCCGAGCUCCGCGCCGUUGCCGAGGUGUACGCCGCUGCUGACGCUGAGGAGAAGUUCAAGAAGGACUUCAUCGCUGCGUGGGACAAGGUCAUGAACCUGGACCGGUUCGAUGUUAGGAGCACCGCCGGUGUCGAGAAGGCGAGAUUGUAGAUGCAUGCAUGUAGUUAUGACUUCCACUGCGGGAUACGACUAAAAUGAAUACAAUUCCACUUCCA
Molecule: messenger RNA, 2375 nt
Organism: Paraphaeosphaeria sporulosa
Lineage: Eukaryota; Fungi; Ascomycota; Dothideomycetes; Pleosporales; Didymosphaeriaceae
Product: catalase/peroxidase HPI
Exons: 1
Coding region: 34-2310 (758 amino acids)
Biological process (GO): hydrogen peroxide catabolic process; cellular response to hydrogen peroxide
Cellular component (GO): cytosol
Molecular function (GO): heme binding; catalase activity
Source: RefSeq, a predicted model, not a curated record